UCUUCUUUCUUCUUCUUUCAUUUGGUACAAAAAAAUCUGAACUUUUUAGGGUUUUUUCUUUUUUUGUUUUUUUAUAAAUUCUCUGUAAUAGGAAGAGGGAGAGACGAAGUGAUGGAUUUGACGGCUGAGAACGGAGGUUUAGCUCCAGGUUUUAGGUUUCAUCCGACUGAUGAGGAGCUUGUUGUGUAUUAUCUCAAGAGAAAGAUCCGCCGGAAAAAACUCAGAGUCGAAGCAAUCGGAGAGACUGAUGUCUACAAGUUUGAUCCUGAGGAAUUGCCUGAGAGAGCGUUAUAUAAGACUAGGGAUCGUCAAUGGUUCUUUUUCAGUUUGAGGGAUAGGAAACAUGGGAGUAGGUCAAGUAGAGCUACUGAACGUGGCUAUUGGAAAGCAACAGGGAAAGAUAGGGUCAUCAAGUGUGAUUCUCGACCGGUUGGAGAGAAGAAGACGCUUGUUUUCCAUAGAGGCAGGGCACCUAAUGGUGAGAGGACUAAUUGGGUCAUGCACGAGUACACAUUGCACGAAGAGGAACUCAAGAGGUGCGGUGGCGGAGAUGUUAAGGAUGCUUAUGUUCUUUACAAGAUUUAUAAGAAAAGUGGGUCUGGUCCUAAGAAUGGUGAGCAAUAUGGAGCUCCUUUUAUUGAAGAAGAAUGGGUUGAAGAGGGUGAUGAUGUUGAUGAGCCUGUAGAUGUUCCUGGAAAUCAGCUUAUUGUUUCAGCUGGUGUUGAUAAUAAUAACUUAUGGGCCAAGGGGAUUAGCCAAUCUGAGUUGGAUGAUAAUGAUAUUGAAGAGCUGAUGAGACAGGUUAGCGAUCAGCCUGGUCCAACCAUGCAGCUGAAUGGGGUUUCCGGACUGGACUCUCAUGUGAAUUUCGAAGAAGAUAUGUAUUUGGAAAUCGAUGAUCUUUUGCUACCUGAACCUGAACCAACUUCUCUGGAAGCCACGAAGAAGAACUCCGGUGUCCUGAAUGAUAAUGAUUUCGUUGAUGCUGAUUCAUAUUUCCGUGAUUUGGGUGCGACAAAUCUUCAGUCAGGUCCUGUCAGUGGUCAUUUCGGAAACGGGGUUGAACAAUGUAAUACUUCUCUGGUGACUGACCAGACUAAUACUUACCAGUUCCAGCAGCAAACAAGGAAGAAACAAGCUAGCAACUGGCCACUCCAUAACAGCUAUACCAGACAGAUAAACAAUGGAUCAUCCUUGAUGCAGGAGCUAAACAAUGACAGACUCACCGCUGUCCGGUUUAUUGAGGCGCCUGGUACAGGUGUUCCAUCUGAAUUCAUAAACCCUCUUCCUUCUAGUACAAGUAUAACUAAGGAAGAUGAAGCAACAAAAGGCGAGUCAAGUCAGUUUGCUUCUAGUCUAUGGACUUUCCUGGAAUCGGUUCCUGCAAAGCCAGCAUAUGCUUCAGAGAAUGCAUUUGUUAAAGUGAACCUUGUCAGAAUGUCAAGCAGUGGUGGUCUUUUCAGGUUUGCUUCUAAAAGCACAGGUAAAAAUAAUAAUGUUGUUGUCACAGCUAGUGAUUCAGCUGUGAAGAGGAAGAAGUCUGGAGGAAACAAUGACAAGAAGAAUAAGAACAAGGGGUUCUUCUGCUUAUCAAUCAUUGGGGCACUAUGUGCUUUAUUUUGGGUGAUCAUAGGAACAAUGGGAGUUUCAGGGAGGUCUUUGUUGUGGUGAGAACCCAAAAUUCCAAGAGGUUUGAAGGUCAAGGGAAAGAAAGGCUCGGUUAUUUGUGUGAGAGUGAGACAUUACCGAGUCAAGUCAUUGUAAUUAUUCUCUUAAGACUGUUAGAUUCAUCAUAAGCCUGCUGUUUUAGUAUCAGUUUUUAUCUCGUAUUGUUAAAAAGUAACUUUAAUGGUUAA
Molecule: messenger RNA, 1856 nt
Organism: Camelina sativa (false flax)
Lineage: Eukaryota; Viridiplantae; Streptophyta; Magnoliopsida; Brassicales; Brassicaceae
Product: NAC domain-containing protein 13
Biological process (GO): regulation of DNA-templated transcription
Molecular function (GO): DNA binding
Source: RefSeq, a predicted model, not a curated record